UUUUUGAAUUCUGUAAUUGAAGGAGGGUUACUAACUAUAAUAACUGAGCCAAUCCCCAUCGUUGGAUCCACAUAAGAACUCAACGAGUUAUAAAACAAAAGAAACUACAGCGAGGGAUCCGAAUUUGAACGACGAAGAUCCAAAAUGACGGAUCCAAAUCUGGAUCUGCCAGAAUCUGGUUGGGAGGAACUGAGGAGAGAGGCUCAAAAGAUCGAGGGUGAUCUCGAUGUUAAACUCUCUUCUUAUGCUAAGCUCGGUUCAAGGUUCACCCAAGGAGCUUAUCUAGAUACUGGCUCUCCAACGGUUGGGUCAAGUAGGUCAUGGAAGUCUAUGGAAAUGGAAAUUCAAUCAUUGCUUGAGAAGCUACUGGACAUAAAUGAUUCCAUGAGUAGAUGUGCUGCAUCAGCUGCAUCGGUGACCCAGAAGCUUGCAUGGCAUAUAGACAUACUACAUGAGUUUAUUCAGGUUGAUAUUAGUUGA
Molecule: messenger RNA, 480 nt
Organism: Hibiscus syriacus
Lineage: Eukaryota; Viridiplantae; Streptophyta; Magnoliopsida; Malvales; Malvaceae
Product: Golgi SNAP receptor complex member 1-2-like
Exons: 3
Coding region: 145-480 (111 amino acids)
Biological process (GO): endoplasmic reticulum to Golgi vesicle-mediated transport; vesicle fusion
Cellular component (GO): Golgi medial cisterna; SNARE complex; cis-Golgi network
Molecular function (GO): SNAP receptor activity
Source: RefSeq, a predicted model, not a curated record